Messenger RNA from Magnolia sinica, 617 nucleotides. RefSeq names its product calvin cycle protein CP12-2, chloroplastic. The transcript has a single exon. Gene Ontology annotation, biological process: negative regulation of reductive pentose-phosphate cycle. Gene Ontology annotation, cellular component: chloroplast. The record is from RefSeq and is a predicted model, not a curated record. Lineage: Eukaryota; Viridiplantae; Streptophyta; Magnoliopsida; Magnoliales; Magnoliaceae. The coding region runs from base 42 to 422 and encodes 126 amino acids.
AAACGCCCACAACCGUAAGAACUACCACAACAACACCUACAAUGGCAACAACUCUAGCUGGUGUGAGCCUUUCCACCACAAGGAGCGUGACCAAAGCAGACAGACCCAAGUGCCCAAACAACCUCAAAUCCACAUGGGUGCAAUGCCCAUGGAAGACAAGCUACCCAACCCGUCGUAUGCAGGUUCGACCCAUGGCUACACCAGAGCGGAUCGCCAAGACGCUGGAAGAGACCAUCAAGGAGGCUGAGGAGAUAUGCGCCAGCGACCCGUUGAGCGGCGAGUGCGCCGCUGAGUGGGACAUGGUGGAGGAAGUGAGUGCAGCGGCGAGCCAUGCACGUGAACGGGAGAAAGAAUCAGACCCGUUGGAGAAUUAUUGCAAGGAUAACCCGGAGACCGACGAGUGCAAGACGUACGAUAAUUGACGGGACUGCAACAUGCAUGCAUGCAUGCCGUAACAGCUUUUACUUGAAUUAUUGUGUUUUAUUUUGUCAUCUUAGAACUUAAGAAUUGAAGAAGACUUGGAUGUUGAUAUAUGAUUGUAUGAACAGAUGUGUUUUCUUGCUUUAGCAUGCCCAUACAAUACCAUGUUAAAUAAUUAAAGAUAGUGGUCCACUUUU